This is a messenger RNA of Moneuplotes crassus, 1811 nucleotides long. NCBI's taxonomy places the organism in Eukaryota, Ciliophora, Spirotrichea, Euplotida, Euplotidae. The record is from the annotation of a GenBank genome assembly.
CUGUACAUAAAUGAUAAAUUUUCCCAAAUCCGCCUUCAAGCCCCUCUUUACAGCCUCUCUUAGGGCUUGUUCCACAAAAGCGCCUACAAGGGCUAGACUAAGAGACAAAGUUUACAUCAUACCUAUCCACUCUGAAGAAGCGAUUUCAAAAGCAAUCAAAGUUGAUGAGUUGGCCAAAAUUGAAGAAUAUACAAAAGCAAUGAUGAUCGCCAUCAACAAGCCUAAGAAAGCAGAGAGAUAUAUCAAAGAUCUGUUGAAGAAUUUACGCUAUGAUCAUAUAGGCCUACCGGCCUAUACCCAUCUUUUAGAGUUACACUCCAAAAUUUUAAUAUCUCUACAGGAAUAUGAAGAGGCUGAGCUCCAAAUCAAGAACACUAUCGAACACUCAAGAAAUAGGAUGCUCUAUGACCCUGAAUUUAGAAUUCAAAAAUAAAGUUGACCUCUUAACUCUCUAUCUGCAUCAUUUCAAAGCUAAAGCUUCAGAUUUUGCUGAAACCCUAAUAAAUGACCCUGACAUGAAUAAGAUCUCUUUUGAAAAACAAGCAGAAGUUAAUUUCUUAACAGGAAUUGCUAAGUUCUAUGAUGAGGCUGUUUCAUUCAAGAAAUGAAAGGAUUACUUGAAGCAUGCUCUCAGCAUGACUCUGGAUCCUCAGAAGUUAUCCAUCAUUCUUCAUAAUCUAGCUGUGAUGAACUUUGCUGAAAGAUGAUACCUCAAUAAAGGAGAUGACCUAACUGAAGAGGAGAGGUUCAAGAGAAUCGGAAUGUCAGAACAAAUCAGAGAUAAAACUAUUGGUACUGAAGUUGACGAUAGAGGAAAUCUAAGAUUCAAUCCGGUCCUAAUGCCGACUGAAGAGAAAAUGCCUGAAAGUUUAAAGGAAGCUAUUCCAGAACAUAUUCAAUAUGAUAUUGAUCAACUUUUUAUGAAACGUAUGCAAGAGAAAGAAAAGACUCUCUUGGAAAAGAAGGAAGAGGCAGAUAAAAAACAUAAAGAAUCUCAAGACAGACUUAUACAUUCAGCACAUUUGAAAGACAAGGAGUCAGUGGAAUACAUAGAGCCAACAUUUUAUGAAGAUAAUAAACAAUGGCUCACACUUUCUAAGGAAGAUAUUGAGAAUGAAGUUAUCCCUAUCAUGUUCCAGCUAAAUGAUUCAAAAGAAAAUAGCAUUUUCGACAAAAUUGAGGCUAAAGAAUUUGAUGUAGACACUGAUUUUAAUGAAGUCAUCCCAGUAUUAUUUGCAAGUAUUGUUUAUGCUCAUCAAGACCCUGCUAUGAGGAAUUUUAAAACAAUGGAACAUCUGAUUUUUGGGGACAAAACAUACUCUUAUCUGAAAAAUCCUGUGUGCUUUCAAUCAAUUUUAUUACUCUCACAUAUUCUUCUAGCUUCAAAAGACAUCCAUGAUUUUCAUCUUUACCAGUCUGUGAUUUAUACUGUCUAUUUCGCCAAUAAAAAUUCGAAAAAGAUGCAAUCACGAUAUUUCUUAGAUUAUGCCAAUCUUCUCUUAGCUGCUUACUAUCAGCAUAUUGGGCAGACUGAAAAUGCUCUCCAAAUCCUGACCAAAAUUGAAAGAAACACAACUAUUGAUGAAAACAAGCCUCUCGAAAGACUUUUUGUGAAACUAAUGGGAGAAGUCCUGAAAACCAAUCUAAAUUACUCAGAAGAUUUACCCAGAGAGGAACUUAUAGCAAAAAAACGUCUUGAAAGCUUCAGAAAAGAAAAAGGUAUUUCCUUCCUAGAAAGAUACCAAGAAAUCAAAAACGAAGGAAACCAUUCAAAAUGGGAUCUGUUCUUCAACCUCAAUCUCUCUGCUUAA